UAACGUCUAUAAAAGCAGCAGAGACGGUGAAAGUCAGACACUGAAACUGAUCUUAUGGCAGGAUGUUGUUGCAGCCUCUCUGGACAUUCACGCUGGGACACUCGUCCCUCCUGCGCUCACCCCUGUUCCCCGUCCUCUUCUCGAUCGGCGUCUACCUGGCCUGCUGCCUGCCCUUCCUGCUGCUGGACGCGCUGUCCCGCAGGUGGGCCCUGGUGCGCAGGUACAAGCUGCAGCCUCAGAGCUCCGUCAGCUGGGCCUCGGUGCGGAGCUGCUUGGCUCUGACGCUCUACAACCACCUGGUCUUCAUCUUCCCGCUGACCGUGAUGCACUGGUACCUGAGGCCCGUCCACCUGCCCGAGGAGGCCCCGCCCCUGCCUCACCUGCUGGCCCAGGUGCUGGUCUGCCUGCUGCUCUUCGACUUCCAGAGCUUUGUCUGGCACCUGCUGCACCACAGAGUGCCCUGGCUCUACCGCACCUUCCACAAGGUGCACCACACCUACACCUCCACCUCCGCCCUCACCACCGAGUACUCGGGGGCCUGGGAGACUCUCAGCCUGGGCUUCUUCGCCGCCAUUAACCCCUUCCUCCUGGGCUGCCACCCGCUGACCGAGCUGGCCUUCUUCAUCCUCAACAUCUGGCUGUCGGUGGAGGAUCACUGCGGCUACGACCUGCCCUGCUCCACUCACCGCCUGGUGCCGCUCGGGCUGUACGGAGGAUCCCGACACCACGACCUGCACCACCUCAAGUCCAAGUGCAACUACGCCCCCUACUUCACCCACUGGGACCGACUGGCUGGGACACUGAGCACUCAAGACUGAACUGAUGGAGGACUUAAUAAGCCGAUGGAGGAGUUAAUAAACUGAUGGAGGAGUUAAUAAACCGAUGGAGGACUUAAUAAGCUGAUGGAGGAGUUAAUAAACUGAUGGAGGAGUUAAUAAGCUGAUGGAGGGUUUGGGGGGUUGGGGGGGGUUUGGGGGGUUCAGUAGGAGUUUUGUGAACUGAUGUAAAAGUUCAUGAAUCUUCCCCUCAGAUCAUCUUUCACAUUAAAAUAGACACAAAGAGUCAGACACUUUCUGGAUGUCUGUAUAUUAGAAACUAUUUAUUUAUUUAUUCACAUAUUUAUUUAUUAACUCUUCAUGAUAUUAUUAUUAAUCUGUGAAGCCUGUUUGACUUUAAUCACUGCAGAAAGAACACAAGUGAAGAAGAUUUAGUCUGAACGUCGUCUGAACGCUUCCAGAAGAAGAAAAUCAGAUUUCAGGACUGAACUUGUUAACUUGACAUGUUUUGUUGAGUCAUUCUGCAGUUUGCUGUAUAUUAUAUUAAUAUUUAACAAAUCAGAACAAAGUGUUCAUAUUGAACAUUAUGGUUUUUAUUGUCAUAUUACUGUAAUAUUGAUGUUUGGAACGAGACUGCUGGUUGACACACUGGAUGUUUUAAAGAUGGAUGACAGGAAGUGGAAGGACUGAGGAGGAGGAGUGUGAGGUGGGAACAUGAUGAAGGUUUCUGUUGGAAACUUGGACUGAAUGAAAUGAAAUGAAAUGUGAAAACAUGAUUUCUGUGAAGUGUUUAAUAAACUGUAAAGAAUAAACUUUAUGAACAAAAAGAGAAUCAGAGUCCGAGAAUUUCUGCCGUCCAAUAAACAAUCAGGUCAAUAAACAGGCCGCAGCAAAUCAAUAGAUCAUAAACAUAUCAACAAACAAACAAACAAAUAGUUCACUAUUUAGUAGUAGUUCAGGCCGUUUCCAGGCUGUUUUCAGG
This is a messenger RNA of Thunnus maccoyii (southern bluefin tuna), 1758 nucleotides long. RefSeq names its product cholesterol 25-hydroxylase (gene ch25h). Gene Ontology annotation, molecular function: iron ion binding; steroid hydroxylase activity; C-4 methylsterol oxidase activity. Bases 63 to 818 code for a protein of 251 amino acids. Gene Ontology annotation, biological process: cholesterol metabolic process; sterol biosynthetic process. The record is from RefSeq and is a predicted model, not a curated record. The transcript has 2 exons. Lineage: Eukaryota; Metazoa; Chordata; Actinopteri; Scombriformes; Scombridae.